AUGAUCAUACGGUACCCCUCCAGCCAUUUCGAGUUUCGGUUGUUGGUACGGUGGCUGGUCUCGCUGUUGCUCUUCAUCAGCUCCGUCGACGCAAAUACCCGAAAGACUCACCCUAUCGAGUUGACGAUCAAUUCCGGCAGUAUCAGAGGGGAGAAUUUGAAAAUCGGCGGCACCGACUACGCGAUUUUUAAGGGGAUCCCAUACGCGGCACCUCCAGUCGGCGCCCUUCGCUUUGCGAAGCCCCAGCCGCCGGCAAUAUGGAGGGGUGUGAUGAAUGCGACGCAGUAUUCGGCAAUGUGCGUACAGAGGACAGAAGGUCGACCGACAGAUCCGGAACGUCACACCGCCCAUUUCUCCGAAGAUUGCCUCUACCUCAACGUUUAUGCUCCAACACAAUUCACCAACGAUACAUAUCCUGUGAUAGUUUUUCUCCACGGUGGCAAUUUCCAGAGCGGUGGUGGCAACGAUUACUCACAACAGGCGAUUUUGGAGAAUUUUGUUAGCCGGAAGAUUGUUUUUGUAACUCUCAAUUAUCGAUUAGGUCCAUUUGGUUUUAUUGCAACGGGUGAAAGCCUCGUGCCGGGCAACUUGGGACUCCACGACCAAAUAUUGGCACUAAAAUGGGUAAAGCAAAACGCAGCUGUAUUUGGUGGUGAUCCGGACAAUGUGUUGCUGAUGGGUGAGGGGAGCGGGGCUUCUUCCGCGUCCAUACUCGCAUUGUCGCCUCAGGCUGAAGGCCUUUUCCACCGGAUACUUCUCCUCUCCGGCACGGCUGUAUCUCCUGGUGUCGUCCGCGACACUGCAGUCAAAGCUACUGAAGAGCUCGACAAGAAGCUUCAAUGCCGAUCCUUCAACGCUUCCGAAUUGCUGGAGUGCUGGCGGAAGCGCACGAAAGAGGAGAUCCUAAACGCCGAUGAACAAUACUACGACGAUUACGAAGAGUUUGUUCCGGUCGUUGAUGGAGCGGGCGGGAUAAUCCCGGAGGCACCUGAGCUGUUAGCAACUUACCGCAAAAAGAUCCCGAUGAUGCUGGGCACCACCAAGGAUGAGAGUUCGCUACGAAUAAUCAUUUUGAACGAGAAGAGAGUGAAUUUCACCGCUCUGACAACAGAAGUGGCGGAGAAAUUGGCUGAUAAUUUGACCACUGGUUAUCAUCAACUUCAAAAUCAUGGUCUUGUGGCAAAUGGGUGCAAGCAAGAAUACAUCUGGACCAAGGUCGACCCGAGCGUUGACAGCGAAGUCCUGUUCAAUUCGGUGCUUAAGAUGUUCUCCCAUUUCUGGUACGACGCCCCGGCUGCCAGAAUUGCUGGAGAGUACGUAAAAGCCCAAGAGCCCGUGUACCUCUACUCGUUCGAUCAUAUUUCCGAGAAUUUCUAUGAUCACGACCGCGCAUUCCAUGGGGUUGACAUCAUCCACCUUUUCAAUAUGCAACCCCGAUUCUUGAAUCGUCGCAAAGAUAUGAACUGGCAGCUCGACCAGAGGGUCAUCGACAUUUUCUCGGAGCUGAUCUCAAAUUUCGCCAGAUUUGGGAACCCAACCCCCGAGAAUUCCGGGUUUAGCUUUAAUUGGACUCAGGUUGACACCGAGGAGAUGAACUACCUCUCCAUUACGGAUACACCAAGCAUGGAGGUUGGGUAUCGGUGGAGUGGGCAUAUGUUCUGGAACAUAUACGCUCGAACGCUUGAUGCCGUUGAUAUUGGCAAUAUGAAGCAGAUUGCGACGCUGGAGAAGAAGCUGGCCGAUUUUCAGUUGGCCACUUGGAUGCUUCUCUGCUGUUCCGGUUUCUUCUUCACAAUUCUUGUCGGAUUAGCGUGCUACUGUACCCGAAAAGAAUCCGAUGACGAUGAUAUA
Messenger RNA from Mesorhabditis spiculigera, 1851 nucleotides. The record is from the annotation of a GenBank genome assembly. Lineage: Eukaryota; Metazoa; Nematoda; Chromadorea; Rhabditida; Rhabditidae.